AUGAUGAGUCAUUCACUAUCACGAUCUCAAAUCAUUGCCUCUUUGGAAGUAAUUAUUACUGUCCCGUCCGAGGGACAAUGGGAUAAGCUCAAAUCUUUGGUUCAGCCAACCGUGGCAGUCAACGAUGACUCGCUUCAACGAGAGACAUUUAUCGCCCAUCUACGCUCCGAUGUCGAGAAUAACAAUAGCUAUUCCAAGCUCGACAGUUCUGUUGUAGACAUCAACGCGCAAGCAAUUGCUGCCAGAGUUAUCAAGACCCAGUCCACAUCGUCGGGUGAGGCCUUCCAGUAUCAAGAGAUUAUAUUAGCAUGGUUUGUCGAUGGUCGGCUCUUAACCAUCAAAUCAUUACAAGACAAUGAUUCUCGACGCGCUAGAGAACCUUCAGCGACGGACACACCGACACAUCUUUUGGACAAUCCGAACCCCACGACUCUUGACCUUGAUUCAACUUAUCGCCAAUACAUUGGAAGCAUCAACGAAAAGACAAUGGAAGCCACUUUUAGAGAGUUUUGUAAGCCGUUGGUGACGCACAAUACUCACGAGAAGACCAUUGUGGAGUACAUUUCCCUUAUCCAACAAAGUCAGGAAGCCAUUCGGGGCUUGUACUUUGACAUACAGGAUCUCUUAGUCGACAAAGACUCCGGUCGAGUCGCGGCUAGGCUAGAGUUCACAGGUGUCCCCAUCAAAACUUGGGCCGACGCUGAACCCAACGGACAAGGCGUCAAGUUUCAUGAACAUGUCAUGUAUUGGUUUGACCAAGGCAAAAUCCACUGGGUCUGGUCUAUUGUUGACUUGGAUACUUAUCGAGAUCAAUGUCGCGUAAAGAAUUAA
Fusarium poae is the source of this 831-nucleotide messenger RNA. RefSeq lists its product as uncharacterized. NCBI's taxonomy places the organism in Eukaryota, Fungi, Ascomycota, Sordariomycetes, Hypocreales, Nectriaceae. Gene Ontology annotation, biological process: polyketide metabolic process. The record is from RefSeq and is a predicted model, not a curated record. The coding region runs from base 1 to 831 and encodes 276 amino acids. The transcript has a single exon.